UAAGACGUCACUCGCGCAGAUUUAUGCUAUGUAUCUUAUCGGUUGCUGCUCUUAACUUUGACUUAAUAUCAUCAUAAACUGAAAAGUAAAAUAAUAAUAAUAAUAAUUACGCUGUCAGCAUUUCGUUAUCUGUAACGAAAAAGAGUCGGUGGGUGAAAAAAAACCCCGCCUAAACUGAGGGCAACAUGAACUGGGUCGGAGGAUCCAGGAGCAGGUAUAUGAAAAGCAAAGAAGACACAACAAAACAAAGAGCGUUUUUUUCAAAAGCAAAGGAUGAAAAGGAAGUCAAAUAUCGAGGAAUCACCCAAAGGAUACAACCCUGACAAUAUGGAUCUGCUGACAUUAUUCAUAGUCAACCAGAUUUCAUCAAAGAAAGAGCAAACAGACAAACCAAAAACAAACCUUUUGACUGGUGUGAAAAGAACCAAAAGAGCUUUGAAAGAGCCCUCAGAGUUACCAAUGAGCCCCUGUUCUCCUUCAAACCUGAACCUAGUUACCAGUCAGCCACAGUACUGUACUGAUACGCCUGGUUAUAAAGUCAGAAAACAUCGUCUCUCUGAAGAAUUCAAGUUCACGCCGCUGUCUCCUUUGCUUGAAUCGAACCUGUCUGAUGCCAGUGGCUCAGAAAACCAGCCGCAGCCGCCCCCCUCAACAUCUUCUGGCUCUUCACAUCCACUCCAACCCAAACCUGCACCACACGGAUCCUCCUCUCUGCCAACUCUGUCAAAUCUUAGCAAUCUCCAGAAAACUCCUAAGUUUGUGUCAUUCUCUCAACCAACAAAGCUGGCUAAUCCAUGGCCGGGUGAAGCUCUCGUGCAAGAUGCGGCACGCGACAGCUCAGCAGCUGGAAAUCAGUUUGAGAGCACAUUACCCAUAAUUUGUUGCAGCCCAGAGAGGGGAGAGCAUUCAUAUCCCCUCAACCCUUUAAAGAGCACCGAAGAACCGGAGGAGCCACUGUUCAUAGAUUUUAAGAACUUAGAUUCUAAAGUGAUCGACUCAAUGAAUUCUUGCGACAGAUCACAAAACAUGGAGAGUAAUGGCCACCUCUCAACACAGGAAUUUGUAUGUAUUGACAGCAACACAUCAGGUGCUGAUGGUAGCAGUGUCUUUGUGCAUGUUGGAAAAUCUCCAAGAGGAGUUUAUCGCAGCUCAGAUGACACGGAAGCACAAAGGCGUGAUGGGACUCCCCCAAUAACCUUGGAAACAGGGACACAAACAGGAGCUUUAUCCUACCGAGAUGUCUCGGUUCAGUGCUCACUUAUUCAUCUCCCUUUCCCCUCUGCUAAUAAGAAAACCAGCACCUUUACCACAAGGUGUCAGUAUUCUCAUUUUAAUCCAACAACACAUACUUCUCCAAAAAAUGGGCACAAAAGAACAGGAAGCAUGCCCUCAGGGGUAUCAGCAACAAAGCAGCAGGCACAGAGAAAUCCAAAAUCACAAAUGGGCUUCUCCUUCCGCAAGCUUCAUAGUCAGAAGAGCAUGAAAAGAGAUCUGACGUCAGCUGCGAAACAUCCUUUCUGCAACGCCUCGGAACAGAAAAAAGAGGAAAGCAGGAAGAAAAUAGACAAGUGUGACUACCCUCGGUUGGGAAAUGUGACGCGAAACCCUGUUAAGGACAUCAGGCAUGCAGGAGCGAUUGUGAAAGAGAUGAAGAGGUGAAGAACUUCACAGCAGAGAAAGGUGUGAACUGG
This is a messenger RNA of Carassius auratus (goldfish), 1691 nucleotides long. RefSeq names its product regulator of DNA class I crossover intermediates 1 (gene redic1). The transcript is spliced from 13 exons. The record is from RefSeq and is a predicted model, not a curated record. Lineage: Eukaryota; Metazoa; Chordata; Actinopteri; Cypriniformes; Cyprinidae. The coding region runs from base 274 to 1659 and encodes 461 amino acids.